AAGCAUCACUGCCGCACAACGAAUCUCCUAUCCCACCACAUCCGGCCUCAGUCAAUCUCCCGCACACUCGUUUGGCUGCGCUCUCUCCCACUAUCGCCAUCUCGGGCCCCUUCACCUCCAGUUCAAUCCGUUUCCGUGCCAUCCGCUCUCCCUUUGUGCGCCUAAACAAUGGCUACAGCUGAGACAGCAGAGCAACCUUGUGAUCGUCCAGAUCGUCAAGGCCGCCGCCGUCCCUUCUCGACAUGGAUGAAGAAGCUCGCAAACUUCAAAGGUGGCUCGUCUACAGCCGAACCGAAUUCUAUAUCCUCUACAAAACGAAAUACAUACCAAAUGAAAGCGAGCGCGAAGAAGCAGAACCCCUCCAAGAAUAACAAUCCUUAUCCCGAGUCUGGCCGGCCCGUGAAUGGGAACUCUGUGGCUCCCAACGGACAUCGCUCGUUCUCAACGGUACCUACUGGCACAUCGAUGAGCACCUCAUCCGUAGAGCGCAGACAGUCAGUUCAGUCAUCGGUGGACGGUUUGCCUCCACCAACAAUUGGCAACAAGUCGUUGGCAGCAACCAUAUCAACAGAACAUGACCAUGCACAUUCCGAUGCGGCACCUUCACAUGCUCCUUCGUCUGGAGAGGCAACGAAUGCUACGGUUGGGUGUGGCGUUAGCUCUGGACGAGGCAAUGACAGCACAUUCUCCUCACCCGUGCCCUCCGUACGAUCACUAACUACGACUCUUACCACAAUCCAAUCUGUCGCACCUGCUGUUGCUCCAACGUCUCAGAACGCGCCAACAGUGCAAUUUUCCCACCAAUUCCCUACCUCCCCCUUACCCAAUGCUCUGCCGGCACAUCUCGUCCCCCAGGGAAGUGGUGGACAUCCCGCGACCUACAGUACAGCUACGGCAAACAAUCUCCUGACGGAUAAUGCCUCGAUCCUUACACUGGCGUCCUCCUCGAAGAGACGGAGACGAAGGUCCAUGGACACAGAUGCGUCGGUUCGGGCUCUAGCUCCCUCGUCAUUGUUUGGUGGCAGUCGAGAGAGCUUACCGUUGAGUGUUUUGAGCGCGAAUAUUGAUCCGGCCGCAUCUACACCACAUCAACCACGUCCUAGUGUUGGAGGUUUGAAUGAACGAGCUAGCAUAUACUCAGCUACCGGCGUUGCACCGGCCCUACCUAGUGAACGCAAUAGCUAUUACGCUGGGAAGCAAUCCAUAGCUGCUGAUGGAGGCAGUGUCAAGAGUGGGCUACUCGGACAUGGCAGGAAUGACAGCAUCAGUGGUAGCAUUGGUGGAGUUGCCGCACCUGGCAGCCCUCUGGCAAGUCCUCGAGAAGCCGUUAGCAACUCGGCGGGACGCUUGAGCCGUACUAAUUCAGCAUGGGGAGAAUCCGGCGAAGGAGAGAAGGCUGAUUGUGAACCAGAAACGGAGGAGCUUAAGGAGAGCGAGAAAGCAUAAGUUUAAGGCGCUUAUUGGAAGGAAGUUCUUUUCAAACGCCUUUAUUUCUGUCUCUUCUUUUCGUAGGGACAGGCUAGGCGUUGAAAGUUUGACCAAGGGGAACUGCAUGGAUAGGUUUUUACAAGUGGAGUCGUCGCAGGAUGGAUGAUCGGUCGAGGCAUGCCAAAGAUACCAGAUACCAAAAUACUUUAAUAAUGCAUUGCAUUUGACCUAUCUCCGGCUUAUGUUGGGAUGUUCCUGGGUGUACUUGGGUUUUGAGAUUUGAAGGAAGCAACGUAGUCGCUUACUCGCAGCCUGCGCCUCCUGAAC
Messenger RNA from Hyaloscypha bicolor E, 1755 nucleotides. RefSeq lists its product as uncharacterized. The transcript is spliced from 2 exons. NCBI's taxonomy places the organism in Eukaryota, Fungi, Ascomycota, Leotiomycetes, Helotiales, Hyaloscyphaceae. The record is from RefSeq and is a predicted model, not a curated record. The coding region runs from base 169 to 1446 and encodes 425 amino acids.